UAAAAAUAUUAGAGCCCGAGCCUUGGAAAAUCCCACCAUUAACCUGAGACGCAAGCUGCCGGCGACCACACGCCUUCGUAUCUUCCCAAAUUCAAAACCCUAAAACCAUCACUCAGGUGAUUUCAUGCAUACUUAGAAAUCAAUUUUUCUCGACCGGAUCUCAUGGAGGAAAAAAGCUUUUCCAAAAUACAAGAACGAAGGUACGACGAAUAUCGGGCACGCUACUUAAGAGCUAGAGAGGAUAUGAUAAGCAAACUGCCCGAUUCUUUGUUAUCUCAGAUACUGUCCAACCUUCCGACAAAGGAUACCGUCAGGACAAGUGUUCUGUCCCAUAGGUGGAAAAACGUUUGUCUUUUGGUCCCUAGUUUGGAUCUGUCCUCUUCUGAGUUCCCAGACUACGAUACCUUUGUUAGUUUUAUAGACAAGCUUCUAGCUUUCUAUAGAGAAGAGAACUCAGUCUUGUACAACCUCAAGCUCAGCCUUCAGAAAGAUGAGAACGACGACUACGAGUAUUGCGUCACACGGUGGAUAGACUUUGUAGCUAACCCUAAACUCAAGCAUCUUGAUGUUGAGUGUGUUCUUGUGAACCGUAAGUUUCUAGAGGUGAUCCCACAAAGCCUUUAUAUAGAAUGUGACACGCUGGUUUACCUAAGACUCCAUCGUGUCUCCUUGGGUGAGUUAAAGUCUGUAUCUUUGCCUUGUCUCAAAACCAUGCGGUUAGAACACAACGCCUACGCCAGCGAUGCGAGUCUGGAGUUGCUUAUCUCGUCUUGCCAUGCUCUUGAAGAUUUGAGCAUUGUUAGAAUGGUACCAGAUAACGUGAAGGUUCUGCGUGUGAGAUCUCAGACGUCACUACAAGAAAACAUGCAUAUACCGAGGAAAAAAAUCGUCGGUAUGUCGUCGGAAUAA
Raphanus sativus (radish) is the source of this 909-nucleotide messenger RNA. Its product is annotated as FBD-associated F-box protein At5g44490-like. Lineage: Eukaryota; Viridiplantae; Streptophyta; Magnoliopsida; Brassicales; Brassicaceae. The transcript has a single exon. The coding region runs from base 163 to 909 and encodes 248 amino acids. Gene Ontology annotation, molecular function: protein binding. The record is from RefSeq and is a predicted model, not a curated record.